Messenger RNA from Eublepharis macularius, 2316 nucleotides. RefSeq names its product cilia- and flagella-associated protein 47-like. Gene Ontology annotation, molecular function: protein binding. The coding region runs from base 1 to 2316 and encodes 771 amino acids. The transcript is spliced from 14 exons. NCBI's taxonomy places the organism in Eukaryota, Metazoa, Chordata, Lepidosauria, Squamata, Eublepharidae. The record is from RefSeq and is a predicted model, not a curated record.
AUGGUGACCCUACAGGCAGUGCUGACGUUGUUACCACUACAGUCUUGGUUUGCAGUGAUAGACCUGAAAGACAUCUAUUUUCGUAUCUCAAUUUUUGAGGAACACAAGAAGUUCCUACGAUUUACCUACAGGGAACUAAUCUUUCAAUACAGGGUUCUCCUCUUUGGAUUAUCUACAGCUCCACGAGUUUUUACUAAGUGCGUGGCGGUGGUGAUAGCCUUCCUGAGGAUACAGGGUUGUUGCAUUUUUCCAUACUUAGAUGACUGGUUGCUUGUUGUUCAGUCACCUACUGAUAUGUCUAGACAGGUUUCCAUAAUUUUAUCCACCUGUUUGAAAUUGGGUCUGUUCGUCAAUAAAAAAAAUUCUAAAUUUGACGCCUCUAGGGUUGUACAGUUCAUUGGAACUGUGAUCGAUGGAGUACAGGAUGUGGUGUUUUUGCCUUCAGAGAGAGCCCUAAAGAUAAAGGCGCUGAAAAGAAGGUUCAAAAGGAAGACAGCUUUGCAAGUUGAAAUGCCAGCAUGUGACUCUGGAAAUAAUGACAAGUUAAAUCCAUUAAGUGUGGAAUUACCAAAUGGCAAUUUUAUUGAAGUAACGUCAGAAGGAAAAAGUAUUGGUUUUGUUUGCCGUGUCAGUUUCUGUUCCAAAAAGCCAUUGUCUUGCAUGAAAUACAUCUACUUUGUUGAUGAUCAAAAUAACAGAUUUCCGCUUCAGGUUGCUGCAACAGCAGAGAACUGCCUCCUUACUGUGUAUCCAUACUUGGCAUGCCACCUUAAAGACCAACAAAUUAUCCUAAACAGUGAUUCUAAUGAGAUAAUUUACAGCAAUGGAGAAAGUCUGCAACACCCAUGCUAUAUUCCAGGAACUUCUUCUCAAACAAAUUCUACCAGUAACUUUGGCUCAGUUACCAACUCUGCCUAUGAAAAUUCCAUAGCAGAAUUUGAAAAGGAAGUUGAAAAUGAAAGCUUGAAGCAGAACGAAGCUAUUUGCCCAGAUGGAACAAAUCUAAGUAAUCUCAAACAUUCCCUUUUUCCUACUGGUGGCACAGAAGCACAUGCUUUUGUACAGAAAGUUAUCACAGCAGUCCAGAACUGGUUUACUCUUUUUGGUUGGUCUAAAGGACCAAAUCCCAUUUCUAUUCCACAUACUCUAAGACGUGAUGUCUGUAAAAUUCAAAUGACUUCAUGUGAUGAAAAGGUUAAGCAAAAUCUUGGAAAAGAUAUCAAGACCAUUUAUGACAUGCUUCUCCAUCUCAGUGGGCAGUUGCUCCCUGGAAUUUCUUCAAGCCAGUCUUUGCCAUUUGAUCCCACUCAGCGUGUGGUACAGCUCCACUGGCAACAUUCUACAAUGAUCACUUUUCUCAAGUGCCAGGGAGCCUCCCUUCCUCAUGUGUUGCCCCAGUUUCUUCUUGACUUUGAUGAUUAUAAGAGAUGGACAAAUCUACAGUCUAUAUUAAAGGUUAUGAAAUCUGAACCUGAGGACAUUUAUAUUUUGGAUGACCACAUAUUCGAGGCUAUCAGCAAACGAUCAUGGACAGAUGUGUUGCUCCAGAUAUACAAGAUUUUGGUUCUUCAGCGUGUUGCCGCCGUUGAAGUUAACACUUUGAGCAGUCCAGAAGAUGAAGAACGCAUGCCAAAAAUAAGUACUGAUCCUUUGUCUAGUAAUAUAUAUUCUCCACCUGAAAGAAUUCUUCUUACUUGGAUGAACACACAUUAUGAGAAGACACGAAAAAUUGUGUGGAAAGACUGCCAAAAAGGUGAUAUACCACCUACAAGAUGGAUAGUAAACUUUGACAGAGAUCUCCUAGAUGGCCUAGUUCUGGCAGCACAAGUAGCAAGCUAUUGUCCUUAUCUGAUUUCAACACACUUUCUGAAUAUGUACACUUACCCAGAUACUUCAGAACAGUAUCUUCACAAUUGCUUGGUUCUUAUAAAUGCUUUUCAUGCGAUAAAUCUUGACAUAGAUGUGCUGGCUUCUGAUAUCUGUGAUCCAAAUCCAAUCACGAUGCUUAUGCUUUGUGUCUAUCUGUAUGAGCGGCUACCUCAGUAUUUACCCAAGAAAUAUAUAGAGUUUGCUGGUCCACUGCAUGCUGCUGUUGUAAGGAAGAUACGUUUGAAAAACCCAAGUAUCAAGCCUUUGGUAUACAAUGCGACCAUCUUAGGAAGAGAUGCUGCUGAUUUUUUAUUGCCUAAAGGAAAUACUGUGACCAUUCCCCCAAAGACCUUAUGCAGUGCCUGCAACUCCUCCACAAAGUUGUUGAUGGCUGGUACUGGUGCAGUGGGCAUGACCGGCGGGAAAAACCGGGGAUGGUACCCAUAA